This is a messenger RNA of Papaver somniferum (opium poppy), 3771 nucleotides long. RefSeq lists its product as uncharacterized. The transcript has 6 exons. The record is from RefSeq and is a predicted model, not a curated record. Gene Ontology annotation, biological process: protein phosphorylation. Lineage: Eukaryota; Viridiplantae; Streptophyta; Magnoliopsida; Ranunculales; Papaveraceae. Gene Ontology annotation, molecular function: protein kinase activity; ATP binding. Bases 816 to 3635 code for a protein of 939 amino acids.
CUCAAAUUUCUCAGGUUCUCAACCUCGACGACGAAAGGUAGAAAGAUCCACUGAUUCCUAAGUCAGAUUUUUCUCUCAGAACUCAAAUUUCUGGACCUAAUCAAGAGUUAGAAAAGCAAAUUAAACCCCAAACCCUAGUUUUUAGUCGCAGGAAUUUCUGCUCAGCUUAAUAUCACUUCUCUGAUCUUUCAAAAAGAAGAACUCCACAGAAUGGAAAGAGGAGGAGAUAAUGACGUUAUUCCUGAAAAUGAAGUACAAAUCCACUUGCUGGAUUUCUUAGCUUCUUGCAAAGGCUGCUUCACUUCUGCUUACAGUGCAAUUGAGAUGCCAUUGAUUUCUCCCUGAUGGCCAUUCUUAUCAAACCAGACCUUUCUAGGGUGGUUUAUAUUAAUUGAAUCUGGAAGCUUAACGUUUCAUUCUCCACGAUGAAGGAAAAUAUCCCAAAAAUACAUAAUUGAAUGGAGUCUCAGGUUUGCUCUUUCUUUGGCUUUGCAGAUCAUAUUGAUGGAGAAGGAGUUGACUUUGCAAAGUCAAUGGCUCAAGAGGCUGAGGUCGUGGAUUUCUUGUUUCAGAAUACUGUGGACCGUUGAAAAAAUGAAGUGCACCCUUGCCAACUAUUGCAGAUUCGCUGGGCAGAACUAAUAUGAAAAGGAGGAGCUCUGCUUGGUGCAGUGGUAUCAGAAUUACUGAAAGCAGUUCUUCGCGCGAAAGUUAAAGCCACGAGUUUCAAACCCUACUUAGAAAAGCUCACAAUCACACUCGAAUCAGUAAUUCCCAAAGUUGAAGAGAUCAAACGUUUAGAUGAUGACGAAAGAAUGAGAACGGAUAGUCAGAAAGGACCGGAGCUUAACAGAUUGAUAAUGCUAUUAAGAGAAGGGACAAUCUUAGUAGAAAAAUGUUCGGAAGUACAAUCAUGGAAUUAUAUCUCGAAAAAGAAGUACUGGGGGAAGAUACAGGAAUUGGAUAAUGACUUGAUCAGGUUCUUUCAGGUGGAUGCGCAGGCAGCUAUGUGGUUAGAUGUCGGAAAGAUCUUGUGUAUGGUUAACAAUUUCGAUCAGCAAUUAAAGCAGCUGACAACAGCAAGAGAAAACGGCAGUAGCAGUAAUAAUGGUGCUGGAGCUAGAGAUGGAGACGGAGGAGUUAAUGAUCUGAAAGCGGCAGUACCAAUUAAGCCAGCGAUAGUAAUUACCUCGGCUGAUCCUCAGAAAGUGGGUUCUGCGAAAGCCAGUGAGAAAUUAGAUCGUCAAGCCGAAAGGGCCACACAAAUUAAGCCUCGGGACCAUGAUCUGCAAGAGGCAAUACCAAUUAAGGCAAAGAUAAUAGUGAAUCCGGCUGAUCCUCAGAAAGUGAGUUCUGUGAAAGCCAGUGAAAAGUUAGAUCGUCAUGAUCUGAAAGUUGCAGUACCAAUUUCUCCGGCUUAUCGUCAGAAAGACAUUAUUAAUACUUUUGAAAGUACUGCACGUAUUCCUAACGUUAGUGGUACUGUCGCUGCAUUGGAGGUGUUGUCCUUUUGGGAUGACGAGAGUGUUCCAAUGUAUGGUAAAUCUUUUGGUGGAGUUGCAAAGACAAGUUUAUCAGAAGGAUUAGAUUUGAAGGUUUUGCUUAAUUGUGAUUUCGAAAAGAUUAACACAAAUUUACGGGAUACUGAAUACGAGCCUUUUAUGUUAUCAGAAGCAACUCAUUCGAGCGUGAUUCUUUGCAAGGCUGCCCAGUUGGUUGUGGUAACGAGAUUUCACAAUUACGGGCCACUUGCUAUCCAAUACAAUUAUGAUAGAGUAAAAAAGGAACAUCACCGACACAUGGAAUUGGUCGAGAGUGUUAGGCACGAAAAUGUGGUUCCGCUUAGGGCAUAUUACUAUCAUUUUCGUCCGGUACCUGAUGAUCAACCGCGUUACCUGAAUAUGGAGAUUGUUCUUGUGUAUGAUUACUACAGAAAGGGUAGUGUUCAUAAAAUGUUGCAUGGAAAACUGAAGGUGCCUUUUGACUGGGAUGCUCGGCUAAAGGUCGCAAUUGGAGUAGCAAGAGGCAUUGCUUUUAUACACAGACAAGACAAUGGAACUUUUUUCCAUGGAAGUAUAAACUCUGAGAAUAUCUUCCUUAACACUGGAAAUUAUGGUUGCAUUUCAGAACUUGGCAAAUGUAUUGUUGGAUCUACAGAACCUUACGUGACUGGCAGCAGGGGCAGACUCCGUAAAUCAGAUGUAUACAGCUAUGGUAUUUUUCUCCUUGAACUCGUAACUGGGAAUUCUCCAUAUAGAGGCAUUGUGGAAGAAUUUAAGGCAUGUAUUGGUUGGAGGAAGAAGUUAGUUAGUAAGGUUGAGCACUUCAUUCGUCUUAAGCAACUAAAUCCAGAAAAGUACUGCUUUCAACUGUUGGACCCUGAAUUAGUGAAGCAGUAUGGAGAAUAUAAAGAACAGUUGAUAGAGAUGCUACGGAUAGCAAGGAAUUGUGUUUCGCAUUGGGCACCAGAAAUGGAUGAUGUGGUGAAAAUGGUGGAGAAUGUUGGACGAGAUUUCGCGCUGUUGGAGAAUCCAUCAUUUAGAGAUGAUGCGAGUGUUGCAUUUUUUAAUAGAUCUAUGGGUGGGGUUGGAAGGACAAGUUUACGAGAAGGAUUAGAAUUGAAAGUGUUGCAGAAACGUCAUUCUAAAAUGAUCGUGGACAACAAUUCGCCAAACCCUUUGAGAGCAUACGUAACAGAUAAUAUAUCGAAUGCGACCCUGUACGAGACUGCUCAAUUGGUUUUAGUAACGAGGUUUCGGACUCUCAAGUCAUAUGAUGAAUGGAUGUACAAUCAAAUAAAAAGUGAACACCACCAACACAUGGAAUUGAUUGAGAGGGUUAGGCACGAAAAUGUGGUUCCACUUAAGGCGUACUACUAUUCUUUUAGUUAUCCUAAAGCUAUCGAUCAUCCCUCACGUCCUAUACCUGUUGAAGAUACGCAUCAGCAGGGCUUAGAGAUAAUUUUGGUGUAUGAUUACUAUAAAUUGGGUAGUAUUUUUCAGACGUUGCACGGAAAAACAAAGAUUCCUUUUGGCUGGGAUGCUAGGCUAAGGGUCGCGGUUGGCGUAGCAAGAGGCAUUGCUUAUAUACACAAACAAAAUGAGGGAGAUUUUUUCCAUGGAAAAAUUAAAUCCUCAAAUAUUUUCCUAAAUGCCAAAAAUUACGGUUGCGUUUCAGACCUUGGAAAAUGUCUUGGUGGAUAUACAGAACCUGACGUGAGCUUCUGCAACAAAUUUGGCCAAGAAUCAGACAUAUACUGCUAUGGGGUUUUUCUGGUCGAACUCGUAACAGGGUCUACCCCUAUUUAUCCCGCAUGGGGUGAUCAAACUGAUUGCCCUAUGCUUGUUGAUUUCAGGCAUUAUUUUUGUAUUAGCGAUUUCGUUGUUAAGUCUUUUCUUGAGGCUCAUGUUCGUAGCAAGCAGUCAAAUCCAGAUGCAGCUUGCUGUAAUGCAUUGGAUCCAGAAUUAAUAAUGUAUUACGAAGAAAUAAAAGAACAGGUGAUACAGAUCCUACAGAUAGCUAUGGAUUGUGUUUCAGAACCAGCGCCGAAAAUUGAUGACGUGCUGAAAGAUGUGGAGGGUAUUGGGCGAUUACAACUCCCGCUUGAAUUUCAAGAUCUACUCCAAGAUGAAUGAGUCGACAUUCCACAAUGUUAUUUGGUUAUUUCGAUAGCAUUUUCUACUUGAGGGUGUAUUACUAGAUUUCCAUGUUUUUGUGUAUCCUCUAACGAGUUUUAUCACCCUACUAAAGUUGGGUCUGUCUCGGGGUCAA